This is a messenger RNA of Canariomyces notabilis, 910 nucleotides long. RefSeq lists its product as uncharacterized. The record is from RefSeq and is a predicted model, not a curated record. The transcript has 2 exons. The coding region runs from base 248 to 607 and encodes 119 amino acids. NCBI's taxonomy places the organism in Eukaryota, Fungi, Ascomycota, Sordariomycetes, Sordariales, Chaetomiaceae.
CUGCCAGAGAAUCACUCUCGCGGUUCUCUCUUUCUGCAGUGUUUUGGAUUCAGGUAUGUUGAGCAGUUCUGUGUUUAAACGCGGUGUGUGUAUGUAGUAGCCAUUGAAAUUCGACCGUAGCGAUCGAGGUUUUGAGAAGGCCAUGACGCACUCUGAUUCUUUGCUUUUUAUCACCAACCGCCAACCACCAAAACUCAGGACAUGAGAUCAAAUCCACAAUCCUCACAACCAUGACUUGCUUGCCCCAAUGGCACUUUUCCAUGCCUUGAUCCGGACUCAUCACAUCACGUCGCGGAAAAAGGUGGCCCAUCUCCGCAAAGCAGCCGACAGGUACAAGUGCUAUGCUCUCCUGCGGAGCGGCGGCUGCCCAGGCAUCAUGUACUGCAAGGGCAGCGAAGACGGAGUCCGGGAAUGGGUGGCCACUGUGCAGAAACUGCGAUACAAGGACUUCCAGCUAGCAUCACGGCCAGCCGUGAUCGAGUCGGAUGUACCGCAGUCUGAAGAACAGCCGGGCCUUGUUGAGGUCAAGGCCAUUCAGGAAUUUGCUGCGGCCAUGGAGAGACGUGGUGUUGCGGCCUGGUGGAGGCAGGCCAUGAAUUUUUCAUGAAUCUACCGUGUAUUGUAUGUAAUGGGCGCAACAUCCGGGAUAGGGAGGAACAAUAUUCUCGACACGCCAAACGAUAAAUAAUCCGCUUCACCUACCCUCUCUUCCCUCCCCUCCCCAGCACCUUACCAACCCUCAUCAGCACCCCCGCAAACCACGGCGUCGCCCACAAGCUCGCCAUGAUCCUUACCGGCAGAAGCACCUUUGUCACGGCAUACGCCAACGCCACCUCGACCACGACACGAUACUUGUCGCCCUGCUUCCCCUGCCACAACCCUAACAACGACAUGCCUCCCUCCCCCUCCC